UCCGCGGGGGCAGGAGCGGGGCGGGGCACCGAGCAAAGGUUGUCCUCAAAGCCCAGGAUCUUCUCGACAGCUCCGCGGCAUCAUGACGGUGGGCGCCCGGCUCCGGAGCAAGGCGGCAAGCAGCUUCGCGCGCCGGGGGCCCCUGGGGCGAUCUCGAGGCGCCGGGGACGAGGAGACGGAUGUCAUCGUGGAGCACCUAGAGGGCGAAGACGAUGACCCAGCAAGCCAGGACGAUACACGCGAGGAGGGCGGGCGACGCGCGGGGACUCCAAGCGCGCGCAGAGUACACCUGGCUGCGCUGCCCGAGCGCUACGAGCCCCUCGAGGAGACCUCGCCAGACGACAAGCCCAAGAAGAGGUUUCGGCGAAAACUGAAGAAGUACGGCAAGAAUUUCGGGAAGGCCAUAAGCAAAGGAUGCCGGUACAUUGUCAUUGGUCUGCAUGGAUUUGCUGCAGCCUACUCCUCCCCGUUUGGAGUGGCCACCAGCGUGGUGUCCUUUGUGCGCUAACCGGAGCUGCAGGGGCAGGCAUCAGCAGAAUGCUUCCGCCCCAGGGGACAGUGUGAACCCACCAGCACUUCCGACUCGAACUCACAGGAACUCUGAAGAUGAACUCUACUUUAUGCUCCAUUGUCGAACUGGUUGAGUGUCAGGCAGAAGCCAUCCCCGCACAUCCACUGAGCCACUCGGUUCUCUUGGACAUGGAUGGAUCCGGGGAUCAGAUCUGCGGAGAGUUAGGCCAAGAUCAAAUUGGGGAUAGGGUUAGUUUGCUUCCUGUACCGGCUAGAGCCUUUCUGGGGUACAGGCAAGCAGACUCAUGGCAGGUCUGGGGUCUGAGCCGUGCGAGUCGUGGGCGGGUUGUGAGGGAAGAGGAUGCAGACCUCUAAUGGGAUAGUUGCUAGGUUCUGGAAAGGUCGAGAUGGGCAUGCCUUCCUUGAUCCCCUCACUGAGGGCAGUGAGGAAGCUGUUUCUGAGGCUCUCUCUCCCCCAUCACUGUCAUCGCGAGUUUAAUUACAGGUUUGGGAAGACGGAAAGACGGAAACUGUCUUUGAAGACCACGAUGCUUUGAAACCCGAGUUCCCAGCUGUGUGGGACUGUUGAAAGUAGAUCAGAGAGUGUCAUCUUCAUAAGUGUUUCAUAACUGCACGCCUGGCAAUGAGGAAGGGAGGGCAAGUUCAGAAGCUGGGAGGCUGCAACAGGUGCCUUCCGAGUCUGAACCUGGUCCAGCUAUUGUGUUUGGAGCAGGCAGGGCUCCUGCAGGUGUGACUGUCCAUGCCAGUUCACUGCUGCCGGGUGCCUAAAUCCACCAUUUGAUUGAGAAGAGAGAGGAGAGAGAGAGAGAGAGAGAGAGAGAGAGAGAGAGAGAGAGAGAGAGGAGGUAAAGGGGAAAGCGAGAAGGAUAGGAGAGAGAAUUUACAAGUAUAUUUAGAGGAGCAACCAGUAAGUGAGAGAUGGGCAUGAAGAAAGAAGAAGAAAAGCCAAGGACGACACUGGAGAGACAGUGGAAGUUGUGAAGUUAAGGACGCAUGCUUGUGGUGGAGAUUCCUUGGGAGGGCUGGGCUGCUUGUAUGUAGGACUAGGGGAAGCUAGGGGACCAGAGGCACCAUGGUGGUUAACACUUCUUAGGCCAGCAUCUUACUUGGAUUCAAAAGUUAAUGUAGGCAUGAGUCCCAGGCUUGGCACCCGCCGAGGGAGGCUCCUAGACUAGCAUUGGGUGCUGUGAGAACGAGAGACGACCCCCUCCAAAGGGUAGGAUGUCUGAGACACUGCACUGCUGGGUCUCACAACUGUUUUUAAAGUUGUUCAUAAAGGUCCCUUUCACCAUGACCCUUGGGCAACCCCACAGCAGGACAGGAUUUCAACUUUGCUUCUAGAGUAUUCAAGAUCCAGAGCAGAUCUUGGGACCUCUCUGUGGGAUCAGCUUGUUAGCCUAGGAGACACGAAGAAAGCCAAGAUGCUCGUCCCUCAUCCACUGGGCCCAACCAUCAGACACUGGUGGAUGGGGAAGGUAGAGGAGACAGUGGCAGUUGCCCACUUAGACUCAGCCUCCCCUCUGGAGGCUCCUGUUGAAUUGCCCUGUCCCUGGAACCAGGACAUAGAUGGUCUUGCUUUAUCCCUAGUAGUACAAGCAGGUUAUGUGCAGGGUCAUGUGACGGGAUGAUGCUUGCCUGGUAGUCCUAGGAUGGAAAACGGAAAGGUGAAUAGGAGAAAAAGCCACUUGCAUCUGACUGGAAAGAAUCAGGAAUGGGAAGCUUGCAAGAUGCCUCCCCUGCCACCUCCCAAUAGUGGAGAGUCCCAGGGCGACUACGACAUCCCGCUAGGUAGAGAGAAGUGUGAUCCAGGGAUGGGAUGAACAAUCAAAGGUGCUUCCCUCCCCUGGGAGUCUUCCUCCCCACCUCCCAAAUUGGAAAAUCAGCAGUCUGGCCCUGUGCCUCUCCAAGUCUGGCUAAGAAUUAACUCAGAAACGGCCAAAGUCAAAAGUUAGUCCUGGGACUCGCCAGGCUCGACAGAAGGUGAACUUCAACUCCUGGAGCAGACUGUGUGAUCUCAUCCCGUGUGUGGGACUCGUGGUUUGUGUUGUAGGCCGCCCUUUGUUGCUUUCCUGUGUUUCCUUGUUUGGCAGCAGGGCCCACACCCUACUGCAACUGAAUUUAAGAGCGUAGCUUUCCCAUUACUGACGUCCAACAUUUUUUUUCCUGUAUCCCUAUCUUGCCUUGUGGUGUAAAUAAAAGCCCCAGAUUGUCUGGUUUUCCUAUG
This is a messenger RNA of Alexandromys fortis (reed vole), 2755 nucleotides long. RefSeq names its product chromosome unknown C1orf115 homolog (gene CUNH1orf115). Bases 83 to 508 code for a protein of 141 amino acids. The record is from RefSeq and is a predicted model, not a curated record. Lineage: Eukaryota; Metazoa; Chordata; Mammalia; Rodentia; Cricetidae. The transcript has 2 exons.